AAUAAGCGUGCAGUAUAUAUUCAACAAAUUCGAAUUGAAUAUGAAGUUUUGCACUCAGUUUCAGAUACCAAUUCAACUAUAUCACAAAUUACCAGUCAAAAAGAAUCAUCAGCAAUGGGAGCAUUAUUUGCUAAAAAGAAUGCUAUUAUUCAUCCAUCAGUAAAAGAGGAAUUUGAAAAAUAUCUGAAAAUCCCAGAGCUUCCAGCUUUGGAGAAAAAUGAUCCAAUAAUUUGGUGGAGAGCAAAUAAAUCUGAAUAUCCAAUUCUUUCACAACUUGCAUGUAAAUAUUUGACAAUUCCUGCCACAUCAGUUCCAUCUGAGUGUCUAUUUUCAGAUAUGGGAAACUUAAUUACAUCUAAGCAAAAUUGA
Molecule: messenger RNA, 369 nt
Organism: Ambispora gerdemannii
Lineage: Eukaryota; Fungi; Glomeromycota; Glomeromycetes; Archaeosporales; Ambisporaceae
Source: the annotation of a GenBank genome assembly